Messenger RNA from Ilex paraguariensis (yerba mate), 706 nucleotides. The record is from the annotation of a GenBank genome assembly. NCBI's taxonomy places the organism in Eukaryota, Viridiplantae, Streptophyta, Magnoliopsida, Aquifoliales, Aquifoliaceae.
GCCAACUGUUCAAAGUUCAAACAUUAUUCUUUUUAACAUGUUUCGACACUUCUGAACGCCACAAAGCCUCAAUUCUCGUAGAAUCAUUGAACUAGCUCAGUUCUACAGCAUAGCUGCAUUGGUGCUUUUCAAGAAGUAUGGAAGCAAAUAGGGCCCAGAAUGGAAUUCAACUGUUGUUAGCUGCAGAACAAGAAGCUCAGCACAUUGUCAACACUGCAAAAGCUGCAAAAAUGGCUAGACUGAAACAGGCCAAAGAAGAGGCUGAGAAGGAGAUUACCCAAUUUCGUGCUAAAAUGGAAGCUGAGUUUCAGAGAAAGGUUGCAGAGAGUAGCGGAGACUCAGGUGCUAAUGUGAAGCGUCUUGAACAAGAAACAGAGGCAAAGAUCGAUCACCUGAAGAGAGAGGCUGCAAGAAUUUCCCAUGAUGUUGUCCAGAUGCUUCUGAAGCAUGUGACAACCAUAAGAAACUAAGAUUUUGAACAGGAUUUUGUGAUUGGAAUGUCUGGUUGCUCUGUUUUUCCUGCCUUAUUUUUGGCACCAAUUGCACUUUUUACGCCCGUAUCUUAGCAGAUUUAUUGUUUGUAUUUGUUGAUUGUUAUCCUUGACCGAGUAGCACUUUAAUUCGUUCUCUUUAUAUUUGUUGUCACUUUUCUUGGGGCAGCUAGCAAUCUCUUUAUGUUUAUUGAAGACCUUUGUGCUUAAUAAAG